AUGUCCCUGCAGGUGAAACUCCAGGGAGUUCUGGGCCCUCUGAGGAAGGAGCUGAAGGAGGCCCUGGCGCUGACAUCUAAAGAGAAGAAGGAAACCACAGAGUGGCAGAGGAAAGUGAAGAAUAAGAGAGAGACGAUUGCAGGUGAAUUUAACAAGCUGCACAAACUGCUGAGAGAGGAGGAGCAGCUGCUUGUGCAGAGUCUGGAGGAGGAGGAGAGGGAGACUCUGCAGAGACUACAGGAAAAUGUCACCAAACUCUCCCAGCAAAGCUCCUCUCUGCAGCAGCUGAUCACAGAGAUUGAGGAGAAGUGUCAGCAACCAGUUGUCGAGCUGCUAAAGGAUGUGAAAAGCACAUUGAGCAGGAGUGAAAGUAUGAAACUCCAGGAACCAGAAGCCGUUUCUACUGACCUGAAGAACGUGUAUAAAAUUUCCCUUGACAUGAGGGAGGUGCUGAAGAGAUUUGGAGGUGAGUGGAGUCUAUUGGGACAUUCAGCUGUGUUGUGCCUGGGGAUCUGGACAGAGCCUGGGACCCCAGGACACGCAUGGACCCAGCUGACAGGCUUGGAGCUGUGUGAUAGCUGGAGGCUGAUGUGCUCAGUGCUGGGGAGUUUGCCUGAUAUUCGGACCCACUAGGGUUGCCAACUCUCCCAGACCGGACGUCAUUGACACAGUAUGGCAUCCGGUCCAUCUGGUCCGGGAGAGUUGGCAACCCUCGCACCCACGGGCUGGUAUAUUCCCAGGUGUCUGACCAGGCCCCAUCACUCUGACAUCCUGACCCCUCCAUGGCUGAGUUAAUGGGUGUCACUGAGCCAGGUGCUGUGAGGCCUGGACUGAGCCCAUUGUGCUGGGAGCUGCACAGACUGAUAACGGAUGACGUGUCCAUGCCUGUCUCCUGGGACAUGUGAGGGCUGUGUUGUGUGGCCACCGUUCAGCACUGCCCCAGCCCCCAUUAGCCAAGGCUGGCCGAGCUUUCUGAGCUGGAGGAGGAGCCGGUCUGGCUGCUGUGGUCUGACCUGGGCCGUGUGUUACUGGAUAACAAGCUGA
Messenger RNA from Chrysemys picta bellii (western painted turtle), 1044 nucleotides. The record is from RefSeq and is a predicted model, not a curated record. Lineage: Eukaryota; Metazoa; Chordata; Testudines; Emydidae.